Messenger RNA from Ilex paraguariensis (yerba mate), 177 nucleotides. NCBI's taxonomy places the organism in Eukaryota, Viridiplantae, Streptophyta, Magnoliopsida, Aquifoliales, Aquifoliaceae. The record is from the annotation of a GenBank genome assembly.
AUGAGGUCAAUUGAGGAAUGUUCUCCAGUAGUAGAAUCAACACUUGAAGAACCGGGCAACAUGGAAGUUAAUGAAACACCUGCACCUAUCAGUGAUAUGGCUUCAAGUGAUGCAACAACAAGUGAUGGUUUCCUCUCUUUAGUACCCGAAAGCCCCUCUCUUGAGAAUAUCACUGAG